Molecule: messenger RNA, 1024 nt
Organism: Mesocricetus auratus (golden hamster)
Lineage: Eukaryota; Metazoa; Chordata; Mammalia; Rodentia; Cricetidae
Gene: CUNH21orf140
Product: family with sequence similarity 243 member A
Exons: 1
Coding region: 14-835 (273 amino acids)
Source: RefSeq, a predicted model, not a curated record
GGGAAACCCCUUUAUGAGGUCAUCCCUUCUCCUUCCAGAACUCCCCAGAUGGGGAGGUGUAAGCCACUUGGGGAGCCCCAUGGCUCGCUUAACAAACGCUCUCCUGAAGAGCAUCGUUGUCCGAACUCAGUUUGACAGCGUCAGGAAGAAACAGUGCCUGCAGUAUCUGAACACUCUGAGGACGCUGCAGUAUGAUGGGUAUAAGACUGUGUAUUUUGGGGAAACCGAGAUCCCAGAAACGCUCAUCACCGGGGAAGAUUUCAGCGACAGCUAUUACAUGCGCACCCCCACCUGGUGUCUUCUGCACGCCGGCGGCAGCCAGGGCUGGGUGCCUUGGAAAUACCGGAUGUUCUUGAGGGACGACCUGUGUAUCAAACAGGAGGACAGCCCCUUCUUUGAGUUCUGUGACGUCGUGAAGAAGGCCUACGGGAAGUGCGCCAUCGUGGUCAAAGGGCCAAGGCAGCAAGGCGAGACCAAGCCAAAGGCGGACAGGGAAGGGGAGGCCCAGGCCCAUGUCCCGACAAGCAUUAAUUUAACAAGCAUCGUGUGUUGCCCGGGAGUGGCCAAGUCCUACGGCCAUGAACUAAUCUCUCUGCCCUCCCCGUAUACCUACCUGAACCCCUUAGACUCGGCCUGGUCGUCUAUGAAAUGGUUUAUCAUCAACAACAGGAAAGAGUUCUGUCUGCAGUCUGUGGACAACGUCUACACUUACCAGUACAUACUGUUCAGCGACUUAGUUGGCAAAGGGAUUGAGAAGGUCAGCCCGAGCAAGUGGAAGGCCCUAACCAACAAAGUUCGGAGGUGGGAGAACUACUAUCUGGGGAAGCUUUCUUAGGGGCGUCUUCUCCACGGAGCCACUGCGGGCUGCGCGGCUAACUGUGGGGUGGGAUUCUGGCCCCCAUGCCACCACACACACCCUUCAGGAGUGACUCACAGGAAUGCUGCCUGGACUGAGAGGUGCCUGGGGGGUGCUGCCAAAGUCCUGUGGCUGCCGGGCAGGGGUUCCAUUAAAGCUUGAUGACCA